Messenger RNA from Gasterosteus aculeatus aculeatus (three-spined stickleback), 3220 nucleotides. The record is from RefSeq and is a predicted model, not a curated record. Lineage: Eukaryota; Metazoa; Chordata; Actinopteri; Perciformes; Gasterosteidae.
UGAGCAGUGAGUGCAACGCUACCGCUGUACUGGCGAGGAGAACACCAACACACGGGCUGGCUUGCUCACGAACGUUAAGGCGACGUCAUCAGUGAGCAGCGCUCCAGCUAAACGCCAGCUGCGUCAGUUGAACGUCUCGCCGUAACACACCGCGUCCUGCUCUCUGUCACUCGCAGCUUCCAGUGCUUCAGACAUGGAUCAAGACAACCAUUCAGAGGAUGAGUCAAUCGUUCCAUCUGGCGACGCACUACAAGAGCAACUGCCUUGUCUACCUCCAGAGCUAUUGGACAGAGAAGCGAUGGGGUUGCUUUGGGAGCUGCGAUCCCAGCGCCGCCAGGCGUCCCCUAAGCUCCCGGAGACGGUGUCCCGCCUCACCGCCCCUGAUGGCAGCCUCCUGUACCUGGUGGGCACCGCCCACUUCAGUGAUAGCAGCAAAAACGAUGUGGCCACGACGAUCCGCGCUGUGCAGCCAGACGUCGUUGUGGUGGAGCUGUGCCAGUACAGGGUGUCUAUGCUUAGGAUGGACGAGAAUACACUGCUGAGGGAAGCCAAAGACAUCAACCUGGACAAGGUUCAGCAGGCCAUUAAACAGAAUGGGCUGAUGUCUGGCCUCAUGCAGAUUCUCCUGCUCAAAGUUUCAGCGCACAUCACUAAGCAACUGGGCAUGGCUCCUGGAGGAGAGUUUAGGGAAGCCUUCAAAGAGGCUGGACAAGUGCCAUUCUGUAGAUUUCAGCUUGGGGACAGGCCGAUCCCUGUGACGUUCAAGCGGGCCAUUGCAGCCCUCAGUCUCUGGCAAAAGGCCCGUCUGGGGUGGGGUCUUUGCUUUCUGUCAGAUCCAAUCAGUAAAGAAGACGUAGAGAAGUGCAAACAGAAGGACUUACUGGAACAAACGAUGGCGGAGAUGAUCGGCGAGUUUCCCACUCUGCACCAGACCAUCGUGGCUGAAAGAGACAUCUACCUCACGCACACACUGCGCCAGGCUACUCGCUGUGUGGAGGACCCCCGUACUGCUCUCAAAGUGCCUGCUGUGGUGGUCGGUGUUGUCGGGAUGGGUCACGUUCCCGGCAUAGAGAGAAACUGGGAGAAGCAACUCAACAUUAAUGAAAUUAUGAGUGUGGCGCCUCCCUCGCAUUUUGGCUGGGUGCUGCGCUCGGUCAUAACAGGCGCCAUGGUGGGAGUGCUGGGAUACGCCUGCUACCGUGUCGGAGGGAGUCUAGGUAGAGUGCUGAUGUCUUUACCUACAGUCAAAUCUGUACUGGAGACUCUCCGGCAACCCUCUGCUCUCAGCCAACAGUGAUACGACCUUUGACCUGCUGAAAUCAUACAUUUUUCACCAAUAGCCUUAAGACCAGGAGUUUAGGCUGGAGAGAGGUUUCACCAGCCCACACAAGAAUUUACAAGGAUUUCAAGGGAUUUGGAGCAUCCCACCAUAUUGAAGUCCGUGUAGACUUAGCAGGGCUUUACUGCCAAAGACACCAUGACAGUACUCGUUGUUUUCGUCCAGAUUUUGUGCAAAUACUGCAUUUUGUAAGGUUUACAAAUGCCAAUAAUUUAUUCUAAAUAGAUUCACCUUUUUAGAUAGCAAGUAACAUCAGAAUUCGUGUCGGUCAAUUGUCCUGAUGCAAAUGAGCCAUUUUCCUUGACGGCAAUUCUGAUAAUUUCCCCAUUUCAGAUCUAGCACUUUACAAAGGAAUAUUGUAUUACACAUAAAGCCUGUGGAUGAGGAAAAUAAACCACAAUAUCAAGGUUGUCAAUAUAAUCUAGAGGCAGAGCGUGACCCUCAUGCUGUGAGAUAAAAGUCUGACUUCGACGAAAGAUUAUCUUCUUCAUUCUACUAUUUGUAAUUCACAUUUAUUAAAGCUUACUUGGGACAAAGGUAUUUCCCAUGUGCACGGCCCUGUCCAUAUUUACAGAUAAGUGCCUCAUGUCGCAGCAGUAAGUGCUGAACGGGGAUUAAAUGGGAUGGGUUAAAAUAAGUAUAUGCAUUUUACAUAUACUACAACCAAAUGGUCAAUGCAAUUUUCUAAUAUUUUGUGUUUGUAUCAUUUUCUGAUGGACUUUUUCUUUCAUCAAUACUGUUGUUCUUAUCCCAUGUCCCAUCUACUUUGUCUUGUCGCCGUAGCCUCUUCAUUUUAGGACCAUUCAUGCAUUCAAAACUGACCUGAUGCAGGGCAGGCUCAAUCGUGCCUCAGGAUGCGCAUUGCAUUGGUAUUGUAAUUUGUGUAAUUGAUUGUAUCUCCAGUAAAAAAAAAGCACUGUCACAUAUUGGCUGAUCUGUCAGUAAGUUGUUCAUACCAAAAAUAUGCAUGUGUACAGAAAGACGUCUCUUAAAAAACUCCACAUGAGAACCUCUGUAGUUCAGCACACCAGCUGUUUGUACUUUUAUGAUUUAUGCAUUAUUACUUGUCAGUUGGAAGUUAAAUGGGAUACAGAGGAUAGAAAUCAAAUUUUUAGGUUUUUUUUUUUUUCUUCGAUUGAGCCUCGAACUUUACUGAAAUGAUUUCCCAGUGGACCUUUGUUACGGACUUGCUUUGACGGCUGUGAAAGGAUCAGACCGUUGAGGUUUGUCAGAGUUUUGGAGGUAAAGCCUUACACUGCUAUCACUGCUGCCUUUAACCCUCAGAUUACCAGCUCUGACCUCCAUAGUACAGAGCUUCUUUUUGCACAUGGAAAAAAAAAACACAUCCCUGGAGCUGUGUUAUGUAGAAGAUAAUAGACUGAACUCCAGUCUGCAAGUGCACAAACCAACAUCAAGUUCCAAGAAUUCCAUGAGCGAUUUAUGUACAGUACUGGAUUUCUUUGGAUGUAAUCAUAAGCGCUAUGACUGUAAUCAUUAGCUACUUUUUGUAUGUGAAAUGGUCCAAUGGACUCAUGUGGGACUUGAAGCACUUGAAGCAUUGCCACACAUAAUUAAAUUCUCCACACGUUAAACUUUUUCUGAUAGAAUGUCUUCCAAUUAAUACAUGAGUUAUCUUGCUUUUGGGGUUAGAAAGUACAAAUAGAUAUAUAGACAUGAAUCUCAUUCCCUCAAACUUCAUCAUUUGUCUGUGUCCUUCCCAUGUUAUUUUCAAUGGUAUUUUAUGUUGGAGAACUGUAUGAAUCCCUGUGUUCAUUGCAGGGUUGUUUUCCUUUGUCAUUGUUACCGAACUUUCAAUUCUAACCUCUGUAAUGAAUUUUGAAACAAUUUUAAAUAAAGAUAACAUAUAUUUACCUCCUGAAA